CGGGGCCGUGUGUUUUGGUGGCAGUUCUGCGAGGCACAGGGCCUGGAUUACAUCGUGGGCCGGGUGUGGAUCGGCUUCUGGCUGAUCCUGCUGGUGCUGGUGGUGGUGGCCUGCGAGGGCAGCGUCCUGGUGCGCUACCUGUCCCGCUACACACAGGAGAUCUUCUCCUUCCUCAUCUCCCUCAUCUUCAUCUAUGAGACCUUCGCCAAGCUCGUCACGAUCUUCAAGGAUCACCCGCUGCAGUGGGAGUACAGAGUGCAGAACGCCACGGACCCAGCGGUGCCCAAACCCAACACGGCGCUGCUGUCCCUCGUCCUCAUGGCUGGCACCUUUUUCCUCGCCCUCUUCCUCCGCAAAUUUAAGAACAGUGUGUUCCUGCCCGGCACGAUCCGGCGCCUGAUCGGGGACUUCGGGGUGCCCAUCUCCAUCUUCAUCAUGGCCCUGGCUGACUUCUUCAUCAAGGACACCUACACGCAGAAACUGAAGGUGCCCAGAGGGCUGGAGGUGACCAACAGCGCGGCCCGGGGUUGGUUCAUCCACCCCAUGGGCAUCACGGCCCCUUUCCCCAUCUGGAUGAUGUUUGCCUCCGUGGUGCCGGCCCUGCUGGUCUUCAUCCUCAUCUUCCUCGAGACGCAGAUCACCACCCUCAUCGUCAGCAAACCGGAGCGGAAGCUGGUGAAGGGCUCAGGGUUCCACCUGGACCUGCUGCUCAUCGUGGCCAUGGGCGGCGUGGCCGCACUCUUUGGGAUGCCCUGGCUGAGCGCCACCACGGUGCGCACCAUCACGCACGCCAACGCUCUCACCGUCAUGAGCAAGAGCUCGGCGCCGGGAGAGAAAUCCCAGAUCCUGGAGGUGAAGGAGCAGCGCAUCAGCGGGCUGCUGGUGGCCGUGCUGAUCGGCGUCUCCAUCCUGAUGGAGCCCAUCCUGAAGUUCAUCCCGCUGGCCGUGCUCUUCGGCAUCUUCCUCUACAUGGGCGUCACGUCGCUCUUCGGCAUCCAGCUCUUCGACCGCAUCCUGCUGCUGCUGAUACCCCCCAAGUACCACCCCAAGGAGCCCUACGUCACCCGGGUGAAGACGUGGCGGAUGCACAUCUUCACCCUCACGCAGAUCCUCAUGCUGGCGCUGCUGUGGGGGGUGAAGGUGAGCCCCGCCUCUCUGGCGCUGCCCUUCGUCCUGGUCCUCACCGUGCCGCUGCGGCGCCUCCUGCUGCCCCGCAUCUUCAGCGAGAUGGAGCUCAAAUGCGUGCGUGUCCCACCGCCGCCCCUUCUCUCCCCAUCCCUGUUCCCACCCUCGUCUUUGUCCUCUCCUCCCUCCCCGUUCCUGAUGCCCCCCAUCCCCACCCUGUCCCCAUCCUCUCCCCGCUGCGCCGCGUUCCUGGAGCAGCCCACUCUGGCUCUGGUUCGGCUCCGCUCGGCGGUGCCGCUGGACGCGGUUCUGGCGGCGCCGCUCCCGGUGCGCUUCGUGCUGACGCUGCUGGGACCCGACAGCCCCCGCCUGAGCUACCGGGAGAUCGGCCGCGCCGCCGCCACCCUCAUGUCUGACCGGGUCUUCCGCCGUGACGCCUACCUGUGCGGGGGCCGCGGGGAGCUGCUGGGGGGGCUGGAGGAUUUCCUGGAGGCCAGCAUCGUUCUGCCGCCCCGCGAGGCGCCCAGCGAGCAGCACCUGCGCGCCCUGAUCCCACUGCAGCGCCAGCUGCUCCGCCGCCGCCACCGGCACCCCGACACCACGCACGGCCACGGCGUCCCCAAAGACGCAGGGAUUAAGGAUCAGGCUCCGGAGGACGACGACCCGCUGCUCCGGACGGGGCGGCCGUUUGGGGGGCUGCUGCGGGACAUCCGCCGCCGUUACCCCAAAUACCUCAGCGACAUCAGGGACGCGCUCAGCCCGCAGUGCCUGGCUGCCGUCAUCUUCAUCUACUUCGCAGCCCUGUCACCCGCUGUCACCUUCGGAGGCUUGCUGGGUGAGAAGACCCGCGGGAUGAUGGGGGUUUCGGAGCUGCUGGUCUCCACCUGCGUGCAGUGUUUGCUCUUCAGCCUGCUCAGCGCCCAGCCUCUGCUCGUCGUCGGCUUCUCAGGGCCGCUGCUGGUCUUUGAGGAGGCUUUCUACUCG
Molecule: messenger RNA, 2109 nt
Organism: Lagopus leucura (white-tailed ptarmigan)
Lineage: Eukaryota; Metazoa; Chordata; Aves; Galliformes; Phasianidae
Product: band 3 anion transport protein-like
Exons: 11
Biological process (GO): transmembrane transport; regulation of intracellular pH; monoatomic anion transport
Cellular component (GO): plasma membrane; basolateral plasma membrane
Molecular function (GO): solute:inorganic anion antiporter activity; monoatomic anion transmembrane transporter activity; bicarbonate transmembrane transporter activity
Source: RefSeq, a predicted model, not a curated record